Molecule: messenger RNA, 1484 nt
Organism: Ruditapes philippinarum (Manila clam)
Lineage: Eukaryota; Metazoa; Mollusca; Bivalvia; Venerida; Veneridae
Product: lactose-binding lectin l-2-like
Exons: 4
Coding region: 97-651 (184 amino acids)
Source: RefSeq, a predicted model, not a curated record
UGUAUUAUAUACGUUAACUUCCGUCCGUCAACCGAAAUAUCCACAUAUGAAUAUAUAUGUUUAGCGCGUUUAGAAGCUAACACAGUCUGUAAAACAAUGUCUCCAACAAGAUUUACUAUUAUCUUCGUGUUAUUUUGGAAUAUUGGUGCAGCAGUUGGCUUGUACAGAGCAGAAGAUUUGUUAAAGACGGCUGUUAACAUUCUCAACCAUCUUAUUGCAAAUAAACAUUGUUCUUCAUCACAUCACGUGUGUCCAGAUUCAUGGAUACGUUUUCAAGAGUCAUGUUAUCUGUUCCCUAACCAGACAUUAAUGUUUGACGACGCCGAGCAUGUUUGUAUUCAGUACGGAUCGAAAUUGGUUCACAUUGAAAGUGAUGUAGAAAAUACUUUCCUGAAAAAUCACAUGAGGAGAUUGAAAGAUGCUAAUUAUUGGACUGGGCUUACAGCUUCUUCAGAUAGGAAAUCCUGGAUUUGGCACGGUACAAAUACACAAGCUAUGUUUUUCGAUUGGAGCAGUAUAAGCCCUAACAAUUACGGUGGGGACCAAGAUUGUGUCUUUAUGCAGAAAGCAUUUGACUUCCAGUGGAAUGAUUUAAGAUGUGUCGAAAAGUUUAAUCCCGUUUGUGAGAAAAAUUUGACACGUUUUGGCUAAAAAUGAGACAAUUAGAAAAAUGCUUAUGAACCAUGACGCAUAUCUAUAGAACGAUCACAAUAACACUUACAUAUAUUCUAUUAUCUUAUAACGUUAUGCAGAUAAUUUAUAGUACGUACCUGUGUUAUUUUGCUGAGACCGUCAUAGGGUUAGUGUUAGACACAGGACCUAUCAAAUAACUUUGAAAGGUUUUCAUUCAAGGACCACAAUAUUGGCAUUUUUAGUACUAGAAUCUUAAAGAAUGAUUUGGAUCAAAUUGUUUGACCAAUAAUAAAAAGACAAAAGAUUUGAAAGAUUUUCAUUAAAGGACCAUAAUAUCGAAUUAAAGUUCAAAUUUUGAGCCUAUUGAUAUUUUCUUUUCAGUUCCAGAAUCUUAGACAUAAUUUGGAUUAAUUGUUUGAAGAUGUACAGAAAAGCUUGUUUUAAUGAACAGAUAUUUUACAUAAUGAAAGAAAAUCAUUCCAAGUUUCCCAGUUUUAAUGUACAGUACGACUCGUAUUAAUACAAAAUUAUUGACAAUGUGAUGUUAUUUUUAUAAAUUAUUUUUCCAAAGACAAAUCAGAUACUUACAAACUAUGAAAAAUGUCUCGUGUAAUGAAACAGCUGCAUGUUUUGGUUUAUUAGUAAUGUUUUAAUAUGCAUAACCGUUUUUUUAUCAAUAUCGUUUAGUUUUAUAUAAAUACUACAUUUUCUUUUCUCUCUAUAAUUUCUCACAGAAAGGUGAAAAAAGUAUACUUCUAUCACACAGAACCUAAAAAUGGUAAUUCCAUGCAUAUGUUUGUGUUCAAAAUUGACUAACAAGCAUAUUUUACAUUUAUAAUAAAAUCUGUUCC